Molecule: messenger RNA, 555 nt
Organism: Eimeria mitis
Lineage: Eukaryota; Apicomplexa; Conoidasida; Eucoccidiorida; Eimeriidae
Exons: 5
Coding region: 1-555 (184 amino acids)
Source: RefSeq, a predicted model, not a curated record
AUGGGUGGAGAGGAAGGGUCUCCGCAGUAUUUUGAGUUUGUGGGGGGAUGCUUCGAGCCGCAGUGUGGCGAAGGCGCGUAUCUGCCGUUGCGUUGGGGCACUGUUAUGUCCAGCAAGUAUGCCCAUAGAGAGGUUUGCAUGUAUGCACAGUGCGCUGAGGGGUUGGGAGACGCGGCGGAUAGGCUUCUGCUCAGUAUUUGGAUGGGAGUGUUUGCAGCGGGGGUGGGCCGGGUGACUGUGUUAGUUUUGUGGGUUGGGCAGUUUUCAGCAACAGCGGCUCGCAUUGUACGAAGUGCCAAGCAGUUGCGGGCCGCAGUCUUGGCCGCCGAUGCUCAGCAGCUUGCACCACCCGUGCACCUGACCAGCAGCAUCUCACGCGUCAUGCCUGAAAGAUGGGGAGACGUUGAGAGUGGUGUUGCAGAUUCUGUUGACUUCUGUCGGGAUUUGGAGUGCGUGGUGUUCGCACCUGCCGUAGACGCAUGUGCGAACGGUUGCGUUCUUGAGGUGAUGGCUCUGCAGAGACGUAAUGUGCUGCAUGAGUUCUACAGAGCGUGA